AUGUCAGAACAAUCCUUCUACAGAUUAGAGUUUCCAUCUCAGCUCAGUAGCGAUGAAUCAUCUCAACAAGGAGACGAAUGUUCUGAAAUUCCACUGGCUUUAAUCAAACCAUCAACAACAAGAUUGUCAAUAAAUGAAAAUGAGCAGCAAAUGAAAGGUGUUCGACGACGAAAACCAUUACGUCCAUGGUCAUUAUCAUCACGUGUUGAAAAACCAAUUUCAGUGAAUUCUGCCGAAUUGAUAAAUGAUGAUGACAGUCAAAUGGAACAAAAUGAAAAUCACCAAGAUGUAGAAGAAGAUGAAAAUGAGCCAAUUAAAGAUGAAAUAAAUGACUCAAAUAAUAGUGAACAACAAUCACCAAAUGAUAAUGAUGACAAUUCAAAUUUGACAAAAAUGGAAUGGCCUAAACAUUUAUCAUCACUUGAUGAUCAAAUGAAAUUAUUUCAAUUAGAUUCAGUUAAAAAUUCAGUUUAUUGUGUUCGUUGUGGUCUCGAUGCAUUACAAGACAAUUUACUCGAUCAUAUCUCGGUUCAUUAUCCUUAUAAAUGUUACUCGUGCAAUUUUUUCUGUGAUUCCUCAUCUGGUCUCGAUAAACACGUCCUUUCCCAUGCAUCUAAAACCCCAAACAUAACAAAUAGUAAUCAAGCAAUGAAAAAUAAUUCAACACAAUUUCAUUCAGUACCUCUAGUAGCAACAACAGGUACAACGAAUGGUAACACAUCAACGUUCAAUCAGCGAGAUUCAAAUGAAGAUGGCAAAUCAGCAACACCACCACGAUCAAAAGUAUACCGUUGUCGACAAUGUGUAUUCGUAUCUACCAUUAAAGAAGAAUUUUGGGCUCAUCAUCGUGCACACAUUCGUCCCGACAAAGUAUUGGAAUGUCCAUCGUGUCCAUUUGUGACAGAAUAUAAGCAUCAUCUUGAAUAUCAUUUAAGAAAUCAUUUGGGAUCAAAACCAUUCAAAUGCUCAAAAUGUGAUUAUGCCUGCGUUAAUUUAUCAAUGUUACGUUCACAUAUGAAAUCACAUUUUCGUCAUUUAUUAUUCAAAUGUCGUAAUUGUUCAUUUGAAACAAAACAGUAUCAAGCAUUGCAAGUGCAUGUUGAAACUGAGGGUCAUGAACCACAUCUCGAUAGUUCAAUUGAAGAAUUUCUUAAAGAAUAUGGUGCUGGAGCGAAUACAACUAUACCGACACUACCAGUACAACAACAAGAAAAAACACGUAGCCAAAAGGUGGUCAACAAUAAUAAUAUAACAACACGCAAUGGAAAUAAUAAACGACAACGUUCCGAUGUAUCAACUAAUAGUAAAUCAAUGUCUCCACCACUGAUGAGUGUUUCGCCACCUUUACAACAGUCAACAACUCCACACAUUAGUGGAGCAUUAGCAGCGGCUGUUGCCGCAGCGGCAAGUUACGUGACAACGAAUAAUUUGAUCAAUACACAACAACCACAACGAUUAGCAUGGAAUCAGAAACAAAAACUUAAUCCAUUUAAUAGUCUUAUUACAUCUUCAACAGCAUCUCCGUUAGAAGCAGCCACUUCCCUCCUGAGUAAACGUGAAUCAUUAUCGUCGUCAGCAACAUCACCGACGUCAAUUUUAGAACAACAACAACAACAACAAACAAUUGAUACUGAUUUACUUUUACAAAUGAUUCAAUCAAGGGAUAACAGCACCAGUUUGCUUUGCACAUUGUGUGAUUAUGUAGCAUCGAAUAAACAAUCGUUCGGCAUACAUCUGUUUGAACAUGCUAAGAAAAAUGAAUUGCUCAGUCGAUCAUUAACUGAUGAUACAACAUCGAAAUUAUUAGAACUAUUCAAUGGAAAAUUUGCAUACGGGUCAUCACCAAAUAGUUUUUCACCACAACAACUUAGUACUCUUGCAUCCGAAACCUAUCAGAAUAUUUUAACGCAACAAUUUCAGCAACAGAUGUCAGCUGCAUAUGAUUCAUUUAUUGACAAUAACAACAAUAAUACAACAUCUUUAUCUUCAUUAUUGAAUGGCACGUCAGAAACAACACCUACUCCAUCGUCUUGUUUAUCAACAGAGACUCCAAUUAACGAAAUUAAAUCGGAACCAAUCGAUGUUAAAAUAAAAUCAGAAUUAAAACGUCUACGGACUACAUCGAUUUCUAAACAUGUACGAAAACGAAAAGGGCAAGCAUUUAAAAUAUUGAAAACAGAACAAAAUUUAACAACAGCAACAUCAGAUAAUGAUGAAUACAGCGAAGAUGAACCGCAAGGUGGUGAUGAGACGAGUAAUGACACAGCUGAACUGAAAGAAGCAAGUGCCGAUUUAUUACAGCGAUUACACUGCGACUAUCUACAACAAGAUGCAAAUGAUCCUCAAAAAUUAUUACGUUCACAAGAUCAAGAAACGCAAGUGGAUGAAAAACAAAUUGGAAAAUUAUUUGAAUGCUCCCAUUGUGAAAUAUUAUUUCGUGAUUUUGCUCUAUAUUGUAUUCAUAAAUUAUUACAUUAUUCACAAUCAAAUCCGUUUAAAUGUGCUCAAUGUGGUGAACAAAAAGCAAAUAAAGUCGAAUUUUUUAUACACGUUGCACAAAUGGCUCAUGAACUAACUUAA
Messenger RNA from Didymodactylos carnosus, 2580 nucleotides. The record is from the annotation of a GenBank genome assembly. NCBI's taxonomy places the organism in Eukaryota, Metazoa, Rotifera, Eurotatoria, Philodinida, Philodinidae.